AUGAUCCCCUUUUUCGACAGCAAGGUCAUGAUCUACAUCCAAUGGGCUCCCUCUGGACAGACAGUCAACAAAGAGUACUGUGUGGAGGUCUUGAGGGAGUUCCGAAAGAGAUUUUCGUCGCAAAAGGCCAGCGCCAAAUAUUUGACCGAGAUGGGCAUCAAGACAGUUCUUCACCCCCCUUACAGUCCAGACCUUGCUCCCUGUGACUUUUGGUUGUCCCCCAAGCUCAAGGACAACCUCAGAGGCAGUCGUUUUGAGACCACUGAGGAGAUGAAAGAGGCUGUGACGAGGGUCGUGGACACGUUCACACUGGAGGACAUCCAAGGGGCCUUCCAGAAGUUGUUGGAACGAUACAACAAGCGCAUUGCAGCUGGAAGGGAGUACUUUGAAGGGGACUAG
Penaeus monodon (black tiger shrimp) is the source of this 399-nucleotide messenger RNA. Its product is annotated as histone-lysine N-methyltransferase SETMAR-like. The record is from RefSeq and is a predicted model, not a curated record. The transcript has a single exon. Gene Ontology annotation, molecular function: nucleic acid binding. The coding region runs from base 1 to 399 and encodes 132 amino acids. Lineage: Eukaryota; Metazoa; Arthropoda; Malacostraca; Decapoda; Penaeidae.